Molecule: messenger RNA, 224 nt
Organism: Nannochloropsis gaditana CCMP526
Exons: 3
Coding region: 45-224 (59 amino acids)
Source: RefSeq, a predicted model, not a curated record
GCGACCCGGCUGACGCCUUCCUCCACCGUCCUUCCAAUCGACUCAUGGAACUUCGCUUCUGCAAGGGACGCUUCCGACAGCUCUGGCCUUCCCUCGUGGAGAAGGCAUACUCCAAGGAGGCGGGCUUCACCAUGGGGGCGUCCUGCCCGUACUCGCAGGAGGGAUUGGUCGGUUGCCAUGCCUACAGUGUACUUUGUGUUAAGGUGGGUGCAAGGGAGGGGUGA